ACAACUAAAAAAAAAAAAACACCCCAAAAAAACACGAUGACGUUUUGAUGACUGCCCGCUACAUCCAGGGCGCACCAGAGCUGUCGAGAAGUUUCCUUCAUUGAAGAUUGUUUACGUUUUAAACGCGCUUUCGAGUUCUGUGGUUUCACAGAAUAAUGACUUUAUGUAAACCUAUGUUUUUUUUUAGCCAUGAAGGCAGCAUUGAGUGUCAAACCUUUCUCUCUUCCGCAAGCUAAUACGCAACUGUAAGCAUGCGCAGUCACCACUGCCAGCAGCUUUGUUGGGUUGCUACUUGCUAACUCUACUGCUAACAAGCAAGUGUUUCCUGCCUGUGACUGGACACAGCCAUGGAUAUCGACGCAUUAUUGGAAGCGUUUCAAGACUUUGAGAAGAAAGGGAAGAAAGACCUCUGUCCUGUUCUGGAGCACUUCUUGUGUCAUGUCGCUAAGACAGGGCAACCCAUGAUCCCAUGGUUGCAGUUCAAAACAUAUUUUAUGUUUAAGUUAGAAACUGUCAUGGAUGACUUCCAUGCCUCAACACCAGAACAGAGAGGACUGCAUAAUCCCAAUGUGGAGUAUGUCGCCUUUGAAGAAAUGAAGAAAAGAAUCUUAAAGAUAGUGGAUGGUUACAAUGGAAUUCCAUUCACUAUCCAGCGCCUAUGUGAACUCCUUACGGACCCCAAGCGAAAUUAUACAGGCACAGACAAGUUUCUUAGAGGUUUGGAAAAGAAUGUAAUGGUGGUGAGCUGCGUCUACCCUUCAUCAGAGAAAAAUGGGGCAUCCAGUGUAAACAGAAUGAAUGGAGUGAUGUUUCCUGGUAACUCCUCACUAUAUUCAGACAGUCGAAAUGUGAAUGGACCGGGUACACCGAAGACACUCCAUAGACCAAAGCUGUCCUUGUCCACUUCGCUUUCUACCAAUGGGCUCCCUGACUGUCCAGCCAGCACGGAACCAGAGCCAAUCCCUGAGGUGGAGGAGCACCCUGUGAGUGAAACACAACUAUCAGAGGAUGAGAUGUCACCAAAGAGCGGGAUAAAGAAGAAACACCCAGAGGAAGAAGGGGAACCAGAUGGAGACAAACAGGAGGUCAAGAGGCUGAAGUUUGACGAAAAGGAAGAGGAUGAAAGUGCAAGUGAAGAACAGGAGUCAUUACAUCACAGAGGACCAGAGGGCGUGCCUGCAAAAGCAGAGUCGGGAGAAGAAUCUUGUGGUCAAGAGAGCGAAAGUGGAACAUCCCAUGACUCAUCAAAUAUUUCAGACAAGCAUCAACCUGGCAGCACACAAACAGAACCAUCUGAGAAGGAAGGAGAGUCUUCCUCUGAGCCAGAGGCUGCGGUCGGUGUUCAGAGCGACAGCGCUGUGGACCGAUCUGAGGAAGCGGCUCCGACAGAGACCAACACGAGCUUUGAGCAGGACAGUGGGGAGAGCAGCAGCAGCAGCAGCAGCAGCAGCAGCAGCGAUGGGGAGAGCUUAAGCAGUGACAAGCAGGUUUCUUCUUCCAGUAAUUCACCCGACCUGUCAACAGAGGGAGGCGCCGACAUUUCAAACAGUGCAGAGACUGCAUUAGAACCUGGGGAACAUGACUAAGACAAAGGCCAGCAUGCCAGUUGACUUUUUUUUCCUUUUUCUUUUUUACACUGUAUGAUACCAUAUUAAGGGUAUAUCUGUAGCACUGUGGACCGUUAGGACCAAUAGCGACGUGGACCUCGAGACUCCUCACCGAAGGAUUUUCUUUUUUUUUUUUAUCCUCUUCGACUUCAGCUUCUCGUGGUCGCUCGUCAACAGGUCUUUAAACUGGAAGGAGAUCAUUUAAAUGAGAUCAUGGAGACUACCUUUUUCACUGUUGACUAAAAAAAAUUUUCUAAUAUUUUUUUUCUUUAUUUUAUUUUUUUUAUAUUUGAACAUUAUAUACACCUUUAUAAUGUAUUCAGUAAUUUCAGUAGUCUUUUGACAUUUAUUCCAAAGAGAUCCACCUGACAGAGGUUGUGUUUUAGCCUAAGCACAGUAGUUUCAACUGUCCCUGGGGUGAAUGCGUCUCUGGGUGCCCGAGGACACCUGCCAUUCACAAUGUGAAGCAAAACUUCACAGAUGUCUGCGUUUUCUACAAAGCACAUACCACAAAACAGAUUUCCUAACAUCGUGCAUAUGUUAGCAUUGGAGCCCACAAGAUGUGAGAAGUGUUGUCAUUUUUGAUUUGUCACUGUAUGAAGCCAAUGUUACACAUUUGUGCCAGUAGUGACCACUUUGGUUAGACAAAACACUGGUUUGGCAGAAGGGUAGCCAUUUCUCCGUCAGAGUCUACACAAAACACAAGGUACUUACACUUUCUGUAUGCCAUACCUUCGAAUUGUACGGCCGUCACUUUUGAUAUUUGGGAUUUUUACAGUACGUUUCUGUAAAUCAGUUUUUGUAGACUUGUAAUACAUGUCAGCUGCCUUCAAAAAACUGUUUGCUGGAAUUUGAAGGCUUGUAAGAUAGUAUUCAUGGAAAGCAAUAAAUGCUUAAAUAUGAAGUGACUACUGAAGUGAGUUAUUCUUUUUGUGAUACAGCGUGCGAGUAAGGACAGAAACAACUACUGUGUCAGCUCAGAAAAGGUCAAGUUCUUGACCUUUA
Messenger RNA from Menidia menidia (Atlantic silverside), 2612 nucleotides. Lineage: Eukaryota; Metazoa; Chordata; Actinopteri; Atheriniformes; Atherinopsidae. The record is from the annotation of a GenBank genome assembly.